AUGGUUCCUCUGGAGCACGUGGAGGGGGUGAUGGGCAGGAAAGUGUCCCUGCCGUGCGACAUAGAGCCCCCGUCCAAGGACGACAACGUCAUGAUGGUGCUGUGGUUCGAGGCGGUCGACGGCGAGCCUCUCUACAGCUUUGACGUGCGCGGCGGCAACUUCGACAACGCCAGGCUGUGGUCCUCGAACGUGUUCGGCGACCGGGCCAAGUUCCGCGCCAAGGCGGGCUCCAGCCCCGCCCACCUGGUGCUGGACAGCGUGAUGGCCGACGACGAGGGCGUCUACCGGUGCCGCGUCGACUUCAAGAACUCGCCCACCAGGAACAUGAAGGUCAACCUCACCGUCAUCGUGAAGCCACUGGAGGUGCGCAUCAUGAACAAGGAGCGCACCUUGUCGGCGGAGCGGCGCUACGAGGUGGAGUGCCGGUCUGCGGGUUCGCGCCCCGAGCCAGUCAUCACCUGGUGGAAGGGCUCGCGCCAGAUGAAGAAACUCGCCAAAAACUUCUCCGCGGACGGCAACCACUCCGUGAGCGUGCUGGGCUUCGUGCCGGGCAUUGACGACGACGGCCGCUACCUGACGUGCCGCGCCGAGAACCCGUCCAUCCCGGACUCGGCACUGGAGGACCGCUGGCGGCUGGACGUGCAGUAUUCGCCCGUGGUGACGCUCCGCAUGGGCGCCAGCCUCAACCCCAACGACAUCAAGGAGGGCGACGACGUGUACUUCGAGUGCAACAUCCGCGCCAACCCCAAGGCGUACCGCCUGGCCUGGUUCCACGCGGGCCGCGAGCUGCAGCACAACGUGUCGGCCGGCAUCAUCCUGAGCGACCAGAGCCUGGUGCUGCAGGGUGUGACGCGCGUCUCGGCCGGCGACUACGCCUGCAUGGCCGCCAACGGCGAGGGCAAGGGCACCAGUAACCUCGUUGCGCUCAACGUCAUGUACGCGCCGACGUGCCGCAGCACGCGCGAGGAGCUCCACGGCGCGGGCCGCCACGACACUGUAACGCUGCGCUGCGAGGUGGACGCGCACCCGGCCACCGUGUCCUUCCACUGGACCUUCAACAACUCGGGCGAGUCGAGCGACGUGCCGGCCGCCAGGUUCUCGUCGCGCGGCGCCACCUCUACGCUCAACUACACGCCCGCCAACGACAUGGACUUCGGCACGCUGGCCUGCUGGGGCUCCAACGCCGUGGGCCGCCAGCGCGCGCCCUGCGUCUUCCAGGUCGUCGCCGCAGGACGGCCCUUCCCGCCCUCCAACUGCUCCCUGACGAACCACACUUCGGAGUGGGUCCGCGUCGAAUGCCUGGAGAACUUCGACGGCGGCCUGCCCCAGGGCUUCCAGCUCGAGCUGCUGGAACUUCCCUACCUGGUGCCCAAGUACAACGUGAACGUGACGCGGGGUCCGCCCGUCAUCGAGUGGCAGGGCAACCUGGAGCAGAGCUCGGCUUACCAGGUCCGCGUCUACGCCAUCAACGCCAAGGGCCGCUCCGACCCCGUGGUGCUGCAGGAACUCCGCUUCAAGGGCGUGGCCAAGUACACUGACGCGAACCGACUGAGCCCGCCCAGCCCGCUGGCGGCGGGGCCGCGGCCGCCGCUGGACGACACGGACCCCGACGUCAUCCCCAGCAUCUACGAGCGGCGGCCGCCGAAGCAGCUGCCGGUGCACGUGUUCGCGACGCUCAACUGCCGGACGCCACAGCAGCGGCGCAGGAAAAACGAAGGCGAGAGCUGGGAGGACGACGACGCCAUGUUCGAGGAGAUGGAGGCCAAAGUCCGCCUGUCUUCCAUGGCGUCCAUGGCCUCCAUGGCCACCUUGAGCAGGAGGCCGGAGCGGGGCAUCGCGGGCCCCGGGGUCUGCUGGGACGGCCUGGCGCCCCUGCCGCCCCUCAGGGAGCCCCUCAGGGGGGACUUGGAGGCAUGCUGCAGGGGGCCCACCCCCUUCGCAGUCAAGGAGAUGUCCAUAAGCACAUCACCGUCUCGACCACUUUCCAUCAACAACAUAGUGACUACUUCCCAUAAGAUACAAGAGAGCUGUAUAUAAUUUAUAAAAAACUUUAUAAGACUGUUAAAUAUAACUUACUAACAAAAAAAAUUGUGCCGUCUUGCUAUUUGUUUUCUCUUACUAUGAUUUUAAAGUAUAUGUGUAUGUGAGUGU
Messenger RNA from Thrips palmi, 2151 nucleotides. RefSeq names its product nephrin-like. NCBI's taxonomy places the organism in Eukaryota, Metazoa, Arthropoda, Insecta, Thysanoptera, Thripidae. The record is from RefSeq and is a predicted model, not a curated record. Bases 1 to 2037 code for a protein of 678 amino acids. The transcript has 14 exons. Gene Ontology annotation, molecular function: protein binding.